Nymphaea colorata (pocket water lily) is the source of this 702-nucleotide messenger RNA. RefSeq names its product early nodulin-93-like. The transcript is spliced from 4 exons. Bases 79 to 447 code for a protein of 122 amino acids. The record is from RefSeq and is a predicted model, not a curated record. Lineage: Eukaryota; Viridiplantae; Streptophyta; Magnoliopsida; Nymphaeales; Nymphaeaceae.
AUGUAACAAAGCCCCGCAAGGAGAGAGAGAGAGAGAGAGAGAGAGAGAGAGAGGAGAAGGGGAUCUGCUGGAGGAGAGAUGACGGGUAGCAUUCCCUCGGAACUGAGCAAGUCUUGGAGGGCUAGAAGAGAAUCCUUGCUGAUCCCAUCUCCUGCUGAGAAACCACGACUUAGUUUUGAGCAACAGAGGGCUUUCAACACUAAGCAAUGCACAGAGGAGGGGGUUUGGGCAGGACUGAAGGCAGCAGCGAUUGCUGGUGCGGCUAGCGCCGUUCCAACGCUGGUUGGUGUUCGUGUCAUUCCAUGGGCAAAGGCGAAUCUCAAUUACACGGCACAGGCUUUAAUUAUAUCUUCAGCCGCAAUUGCUGCCUACUUCAUCGUUGCUGACAAGACGAUCCUAGAGUGUGCAAGGAGAAAUACUCAGGCAAAUUUUGACAAGUUGAAGUAAGAGUAUGAUUCUGUGAUUUCUGGCCACUCCAUGCACUUGGCUUUCUCUGCUUCGGCUGUUGAUGAUUUUCCCCACAGUAGUUGUUCUAUGAUGUUGAUUCCCACUGUCAUUGAGCAGAGCUCCAAAGAUUUCAGUUUGUUGCUUAAGCUGCCUUGUCUUACUUUAAGAUCUCAUGUAUCAGAGCUGAAGUUGAACAUCUUCUUCUCAUCUCCGAUAUGUUUAAUUCUGAAAUAUGAAAACCAGUAAUUCCCACCA